Molecule: messenger RNA, 1660 nt
Organism: Morus notabilis
Lineage: Eukaryota; Viridiplantae; Streptophyta; Magnoliopsida; Rosales; Moraceae
Product: licodione synthase
Exons: 2
Coding region: 62-1648 (528 amino acids)
Molecular function (GO): heme binding; oxidoreductase activity, acting on paired donors, with incorporation or reduction of molecular oxygen; iron ion binding
Source: RefSeq, a predicted model, not a curated record
UAAUAAGUCUGAAUUAAUUUAUCUCCAUUUACUACGUUUUGUCCAAAUAACCAGAGCCAAUAUGGCAGUACUUGAGUUCCUAUCACUACCACUACUAGUCUUACUUCCAUUGGCCUUUAUGGUCAUAAUUCCCAAUGUCUUCCACCAUCGUCGCCGCCACCUUCCUCCAAGCCCUAUCGCCAUGCCGCUCAUCGGACACUUCCACCUCCUCAGCCCCGUCCUCCACGCCUCCUUCCGAGACCUCUCUCUUCGGUGGGGCCCUAUUUACUCCAUCCGCCUCGGCGCCCUCCCUUGCGUCGUGGUCUCCUCGCCGGAACUCGGCAGGGAGUUACUGAUGACCAACGAGCUCUCCUUCACCUCCCGCAUCGAGGCCUUUGCCAUAUCCCGCCUCACCUAUGCGACCUCCACGGCCUUCAACCCCUACGACGCCACCUUUAAGUUCAUCCACAGGCUCACCAUGAACGAGUUCCUCGGUAACCGCCCCGUCAGCGCCCACGCCCCGCUCCGCGCCCGCGAGCUCCGGCGCUUCUUGCGCGUCCUCGCCGAGAAGUCCGAGCGCGGUGAAGCCUCCAACCUGACGGAAGAGCUGCAGAAUCUGACGUACGCCGUGAUCUUACAGAUGGUUUGCGGCGUUGACAGAAGCCUAGUGGAGGAUCCGGAGGCCAAGACGGCGGUGUAUGGGAUGCUUACGAUAUUCGGAAACUUCAGCGUGUCGGACUUCGUUUGGAUUCUGAGGUGGUUGGAUUUGCAAGGGUCUUGGAAGCGGACGGAGAAGAUUUUCCGCAAGUUUGAUGUGUUAAUGGAGACGGUUCUUGUAGAACGUGAAGAGCUGAGGAGAAAGCAAAAGGAGGUGGGGAAGGAGCUGGGCGUCAAAGACGGAAAUUUUCUGGACAUUUUGCUUGAUCAUUUGGAGGUUCACAAAGACGAGAAUGUGCAGUUCAACAGACCUCGCGUGAAAGGCUUGAUUAUAGACUUGAUCUUAGCCGGUUUAGAAACAACCGCUGCUACAGUCGAAUGGAUGCUGUCGGAGCUUAUCAACAAUCCAACGGUGCUCGAGAAAGCACGUCAGGAGAUUGACCGUGUUGUUGGACAAACUCGGUUAGUCAACGAAUCGGAUGGUCCAAAUCUUCCAUACAUGCAAGCCAUCAUAAAAGAAGUGCUUCGGCUACACCCAGUGUCCCCCGUGAUCACAAGAAAAUGCGUGAAAGAACAUAAAGUGGGAAAGUACGUAAUUCCAGUAGACACCAUUCUGUUCGUCAACAAUUGGUCCAUUUCAAGGGAUCCAAACUAUUGGGAAAGCCCACUAGAGUUUCGGCCGGAGCGGUUCUUACAAGUCCGCAAAGAAGGAUCAAAGACCGGCACAGAUAUAAAGGGACAACACUUUGAACUUUUGCCAUUUGGGACUGGCAGGAGGAUGUGCCCUGGAAUGAACUUCUCACUACAAAUGUUACCGAUCGUUGCAGCUACCAUAAUCCAGUGUUUUGAUUUGAAGAUUGUUGACUCACUUGGCAAUAAAAGUGAUGGCCACGGUUCCACUGUGAAUAUGGAAGAAGGGCCAGGAACUAUAGUCCCAAAACUUCAUCAGCUUGUUUGUGUUCCAGUUGCUCGCCUCAAUCCACUUUCUGUUAUCCUUGAACCUGAGUUAUAGAAUAUUACUACU